UUCUUUAAUUUAAAUAAUUGAUUAAUUAACACAUUUCAUUGUGGACUUGCUCACGUGCAGCUCAAGUGAUUUUCUUAACAUAGUGUUCAAGUUGCUGCAUUAAUUAAUAAAAACUCUUGCUUAUUACGUAGCGCUGCGCUGAACAAUGUCGGAAAAGAAACGAACACGUCGCCGUAAAGAUGAAUAUACAGAGCCUGGGCAAACGAAGGAUGAUAAGCCAUCGAAUGAUGAGAAGAAUGUGGCCAAGUGGCUGAAAAAGAAUGUCAAGACCAAGAAAACCAAAUUUCUGAGCCAUGUUGUUGAAUAUUUUACCUCGAGCAAGGCUAUUGAUGGGCUUAUGAAGUCGAAAUUCGCUGAGGGAGACAAAGCGCUGUUCACCACGCGAGAGCAGGCUGUGGAAUUUUUAGAUAUUAUGUUGGAGCAUAAGUUUUUCCACCGCGCCAAGAAGGUGCCUGUAACGCUGGACGAGCUGCGUGGCAAGUCGGAGAAGAAGUCGGAGGCAGGCAAAACGCAGGAGAAGGAUAAAACGGAGGCAGCUGGUGGCAAAGGCAAAGCUGGUGUUACAGACAAAAAGGAUACGGAUCAGGAGGCUGAGGGCGAUAAUCAAGGCAGCAGCGAUAAGAAGGAGAAAAAGAAACGCAAAAUACGCUUGGAUAUGCACCCAGAGCAGAUCUUUGUGGAUGGCUCCGAGGCAUAUGUGUGGAUCUAUGAUCCCAUACCCUUGCACUAUUGGAUCUUUGGAUUUAUAUUGCUGCUGGGUGCAGUGGGCAUUUGCCUGUUCCCACUGUGGCCACCGCUAUUGCGCAAGGGUGUCUAUUAUUUAUCCAUCGCUGCCGCUGGCUUCCUGGUCUUCAUACUAGCCUUGACUGUGGUGCGCUUGAUAGUGUUUACAAUUGUCUGGGGCUUAACUGGUGGAAAACUGCAUUUCUGGAUCUUCCCGAAUCUGACCGAGGAUGUGGGCUUCUUUGCCUCCUUCUGGCCGCUGUAUGAGAGCAAUUAUAACAAUGAAGGAAAUUCUUCCGCAUCUAAAAACGAUAAGAAAAACAAAUUGAAAAAUAAGAAAAAGGACAAGGACAGCGAUGCUGAAGAGGACACUGCCGUUGAUGCGGAUGGAGAUGCUGACGCUGACGUUGAUGCAGAACCUCUGGAGCCAGAGAAAAUUGAGCUUAUCAAGGAACAUGAUGCUGACAUGGAGGUGCGCAAGCGUCGUCAAGUUGGCGCCGAUGACUACGAGGAUGAGGACUUGGACGAGGCAACAAAACCAACAGCUUCAACGGCAGACAAGGAUAUCAAAGCUGGCACGCCGCGUCAUUCGGAAUCGGAUUCGGAAAGCUCCAGCAGAGAUUAUGAGAUAAUUAGUUCAAGUGAAGUGCAAAAUGUCGAUGCUGAACAUAAAUAAAUAAGAAAAACCAUAAUUAAAAUCCAAAACUCAGAACAAUUGAUGCUUGUAUUGUAUUUAAAUGAAAUCACUAACAUAAUUCUUGUAGUUAAUUGAUAAGAUCACAACACACAAUUAAUGUUAAUUCCAAGUGUCGAAUUUUUGUUCGCACACUAAUUGAAUUAUUAUCAUUUCUUCCCAUAUCUCUGUGCGUAUUUAUCCCAAGCACACACACACACACACACACACACAUACAUAUACAGACAUUUAUGCAGAGAUAUGCAUGCC
This is a messenger RNA of Drosophila busckii, 1666 nucleotides long. It is a transcript of the gene Trp1, whose product is annotated as translocation protein SEC62. Bases 146 to 1399 code for a protein of 417 amino acids. The transcript is spliced from 4 exons. Gene Ontology annotation, cellular component: endoplasmic reticulum membrane; endoplasmic reticulum. Gene Ontology annotation, biological process: post-translational protein targeting to membrane, translocation. NCBI's taxonomy places the organism in Eukaryota, Metazoa, Arthropoda, Insecta, Diptera, Drosophilidae. The record is from RefSeq and is a predicted model, not a curated record.